AUGCCAUUUGUUGCUUGGGAGAAUCGGGCAGCCGCCAAAAAGGCGGCCGUGAUGAAAGCGAUUCCGUCCGAAUGGCACGUGCCUCCUGAUCAAAUCCCCCUGGAAGAUGAUAACUCAGCGGCCAUUGAUCUGCCAGCCCAAUACCUAUCGGCGGAUGAAACUGCCAUCACUGAAACUCCCCCAAUGGACAUUUUGGCCCACAUUCACGCCGGCAUCUGGAGCUGCGAGGAUGUUGUCCGUGCUUACUGUCACAGGGCUGCUCUUUGUCAUCAAUUUACAAACUGCCUUACAGAAGUGCUAUUCGAGGCCGCUGUCAAUGGUGCACGCGAGCUGGACCAGUAUCGUCGUGAGACAGGCGGUCUGAAAGGCCCACUACAUGGCUUGCCGGUCAGCUUCAUGGACCGUUUCCGUGUUGCUGGCACAGAGACAGCCGCCGGCUUUAUUUCCUGGCUCGGGCCUAAGGAGACGGACAUGACUGAAUCACUGAUUGUCCGGCAUAUGCGGGCGCUGGGCGCAAUUCCCUUUUGUAAGACGAAUAUGCCUCAGAGCAUGAUGCUAGCAGAAACAGUGAACAAUAUACACGGCCAUACCAGUAGCCCCUAUUCACCACUUUUGUCCAGUGGUGGUGCGGCAGGAGGUGAGGGAGCGUUGCUGGCCAUGAAAGGCUCCCCCCUCGGCUGGGCCACUGAAUUUGCAGGCUCAGCACGUAUUCCCGCUGCGUUUAACAAUCUGUUUAGCCUCAAGGUUUCUUCUGGUCGCCUUCCAACCCUUGGAGUCGCCUCCAGCGAGACGAGCCUGCCUUCUAGGAAUUCAACCAUCGCCAUGAUGGCCUGGGACUUCAACUUGCUGCAAUACGUCGCAAAGCUAUCACUUGGGUCUACCGCGUUUGAAGAAGACCCUACCUGGAUUGACAUGCCUUGGAGAGAAGCAAAAGUCAGAGAGGUAACGCAGAGGCGCCCAACUUUUGCGGUGCUAGUGUGCGAUGGCCACAUCCAGCCUCAGCCGCCGGUUCGGCGAGCUCUAGUAUCAACUGUUCAGUCCUUGAGGCGAGCCAACUAUCAGGUUAUUGAAUGGAAACCUCCAUCUCAUGCAGCACCAGUAGAGACAUACUUCAAGAUAAUCGGCGCUGAUGGCGCACAGGCAACCAGGCAACACAUCAAAGCAAGCGGGGAGCCUCCCGUUCCUCUUCUAAGGGAUUGGUAUUUCCACCAACCCACUGAACCAUUAACCCUGUCGGAGUAUCUCGCCCUUCUGAAAUCGCUAGAAUCGUAUCAGACAGAAUAUCAGAGGUAUUGGAAGUCCACUGGCCAAAGUACCUCGAGCAGGCUCCCAGUGGACGGAGUGAUCAUGCCCGUUUGUGCGGAUGCUGCUUGCUGCAAGAACAAAAUGACAUAUUACGGAUACAGUGCCAUAGUAAACGUACUCGACUUCACCGCCGUCUCGUUUCCGGCCGGAUUCAUUGACAGUCGUCUGGACCCAAAGCCCAGUGUCUUUGUCCCACUCAGCAGAGAAGAUGAAUCUGUGAAUGAUUCAUGCAUGUCUCCUUCGGUUCCAGAUGAUAACUUCGCAUUUCAUGGAGCUCCCGUGGGCCUUCAAUUGAUGGCUCGCAGGACUGAGGAAGAGAAAGCCCUGAAGCUUGUUGAGAUCAUACUUCAAACGCAAGCGCAGUCGCCGGGUUGA
Messenger RNA from Fonsecaea multimorphosa CBS 102226, 1680 nucleotides. RefSeq lists its product as uncharacterized. Lineage: Eukaryota; Fungi; Ascomycota; Eurotiomycetes; Chaetothyriales; Herpotrichiellaceae. The transcript is spliced from 4 exons. Bases 1 to 1680 code for a protein of 559 amino acids. The record is from RefSeq and is a predicted model, not a curated record.